AUGUUUUUUAAUAUUUUUUCAAAAACAAAACUUCAGCAACCACAAAAUAAACUUCUUUGUUUUUCAUACCGUCAUUACAAUUAUUUUGGAUAUUUUUUUCAAAAAAUAUAUACUCAACAACGCCAUACAGGCAUAUUUUUGCGUCGUUUUGCAACCGUAGUAGAAUCUUUAAGCAAAGACACACGAGGAAAAAGAGCACCUUCUAUUAAAAAAUAUCGUCCAACUACUCCUGGAAGACGCUGGCUUCGACGCCCGUUAAAUGAUCACCUUUGGAAAGGAGGCCCAAUACGAUUUUUAACGGUUGCAAAACGUCAACAUGGUGGACGCAACAAUCAUGGAAGAAUUACUGUACGACAUAUCGGAGGAGGACAUAAGCAACGUAUUCGAGUUGUUGAUUUUGUACGAAAAACACCAGGACCACAUCUUGUUGUACGUAUUGAAUAUGAUCCAGGACGCAGUGGACAUAUUGCAUUGAUUAAAAAUUUAAAAACAGAAAAGCUCUCAUACAUUUUAGCAGCAGAUGGACUUCGUGCUGGUGAUACUGUUGAAAGUUAUCGAACAGGUCCAAAUUCACCAGAAGAAUGUUCAGGUAAAAUAGACUCUGGUAUUUUUGCUGCAAAAGCUAUCCAACGUGGAAAUUGUCUUCCUUUAUCAAUGAUCCCAGUAGGAACAAUUAUUUUUGCCCUAACAACAAGCAAAUAUGGGCCCGCAAAAUUCUGUAGGAGUGCAGGUACAUAUGCACAACUGCUUUCUACUGGAGAUAAGGGCUAUGCCAUUGUAAAACUACAAAGUGGAGAACUACGUAAAAUACAUGUUAAUUCGGCUGCUACAAUCGGUGUUGCAAGCAAUGUAGAUUGGAAGCACCGGAAAUUAGGAAAAGCAGGACGAUCUCGAUGGUUAGGUAUUCGACCAACAGUCCGUGGAGUAGCAAUGAAUCCUUGUGAUCAUCCUCAUGGUGGCGGACGUGGCAAAAGUAAAGGUAAUCGGCAACCAUGUAGUCCAUGGGGAAAACUAGCCAAAGGCAAAAAGACGCGAGUAAGACUUAAUCCAUUGGUUAUCAAGGGGCGUCCUCGGUAA
Molecule: messenger RNA, 1077 nt
Organism: Pneumocystis jirovecii RU7
Lineage: Eukaryota; Fungi; Ascomycota; Pneumocystomycetes; Pneumocystales; Pneumocystaceae
Product: ribosomal protein L2
Exons: 3
Coding region: 1-1077 (358 amino acids)
Biological process (GO): cytoplasmic translation
Cellular component (GO): large ribosomal subunit; ribosome
Molecular function (GO): transferase activity; RNA binding; structural constituent of ribosome
Source: RefSeq, a predicted model, not a curated record